Messenger RNA from Daphnia carinata, 1894 nucleotides. RefSeq names its product phenylalanine--tRNA ligase beta subunit-like (gene beta-PheRS). The coding region runs from base 81 to 1850 and encodes 589 amino acids. Gene Ontology annotation, biological process: phenylalanyl-tRNA aminoacylation. Gene Ontology annotation, cellular component: cytoplasm; phenylalanine-tRNA ligase complex. The record is from RefSeq and is a predicted model, not a curated record. The transcript is spliced from 10 exons. Lineage: Eukaryota; Metazoa; Arthropoda; Branchiopoda; Diplostraca; Daphniidae. Gene Ontology annotation, molecular function: magnesium ion binding; phenylalanine-tRNA ligase activity; ATP binding.
UACGUCAGGUUAGGCACAGUGUGUGUAUUACACGUUGUUAUCUGGUUUUGAACCAUUUUCGCCGUUUUCUUCGAAACAACAUGCCUACCAUAAGUAUCAAUAGAGACUUGCUAUUUAAUGCCCUUGGAAAGUCUUAUUCGGAAGAAGAAUUUGACGAACUCUGCUUCAAAUUUGGAAUAGAACUUGAUGAAGUUACCAGUGACAAACUGAUCAUUUUGAAAGAACAAGGAACUGAACGAUCAGUAGGUGCUUCAGAAGAAAUCAUUUACAAGAUUGAUAUUCCUGCCAACCGAUAUGACCUGCUGUGUUUGGAAGGGCUUGUUCAAGGUCUUCAAGUUUUUUUGGGAGAAACUAGGUUCCCACCAUUCAAACUUCUUCCAUCACAGACAGUGCCUCAAAAGUUAAUUGUCAAAUCUUCAACAUCCUCAAUUAGACCAUAUGCGGUUGCAGCAGUUCUGAGAAACAUGCAUUUUGACCAAAAUACUUUUAACAGCUUUAUCGACCUUCAAGAUAAACUACAUCAAAACUUGUGCAGAAAGCGUAGUCUGGUGGCCAUAGGAACUCAUGACUUGGAUACAAUUCAAGGGCCGUUCUACUAUGAGGCGCUUUCACCUGACUCAAUCAAGUUCCAACCGUUAAACCAAACGAAAGAAUUUACUGCAUCUCAGUUAAUGGAUUUAUACGCGACUGAUAGUCAUCUUCGCCAUUAUCUGCCAAUUAUUAAAGAAAGUCCCGUUUAUCCAGUCAUUAAGGAUAGCAAUGGGGUAGUUCUUUCUAUGCCACCUAUUAUUAACGGUGAACAUUCGAAAAUAACCUUAAACACUAAAAAUGUUUUUAUUGAAUGCACCGCCACCGACGUAACCAAGGCGAGCAUAGUUUUGGACACAUUGGUAUGCAUGUUUUCUAGGUACUGCCAAAAUCAGUUCACAGUGGAAAUGUGCGAGAUUGAGACUCCUAAGGGAGGAAUCAAAAACUAUCCGAUUUUGAAAACACGACAAGAAAAGAUCGACGUUAACAAGAUAAAUAGAAUGGUGGGCAUAAAUGAGCAAGCAGAUAAGGUCGCAGAUCUACUUACCCGUAUGUGUUUAACUGCGACGGUUGCAGAAAAUGGUUGCCUUUCAGUAACGAUUCCUCCAACUCGUCAUGACAUAAUUCAUGCUUGUGACGUUUAUGAAGAUGUAGCCAUUGCUUUCGGAUACAACAACAUUGCAAAAACUUUGCCAUCUACCAACACCAUCGCAUCACAGUUUCCCCUUAAUAAACUAUCGGACCAACUAAGAGAACAGCUUGCCCAAGCUGGUUUUACCGAGGCCCUCACUUUCUCGCUAUGCUCAAAGGAAGAUAUCAGUGACAAACUGAGAAAACCUCUGAGCUCUAUUCCGGCAGUUCAUGUGUCCAAUCCGAAAACUUUGGAAUUCCAAGUUGCUCGCUCCACUUUACUGCCUGGUUUGCUCAAAACUAUAGCAGCAAAUAGAAAAUUGCCUCUGCCGUUAAAGUUUUUUGAAGUAUCUGAUGUCGUUUUAAAAGAUAACGAGCGCGAUGUCGGAGCGCGUAAUUGUCGAAAGCUGUGCAUCGUCUAUUACAACAAGUCACCAGGUUUUGAAUUGGUCCACGGUCUUCUAGAUCGCUUAAUGCAGUUGCUGGAAAUUCCAUUGGAUCCCACUGGGACAACAGGAUACUCGCUGAAAUCGUGCGAUGACGCGACAUUCUUUCCCGGCCGAUGUGCGCACGUGGUUUUUGCAGGUGUAACAGUUGGAGUACUAGGAGUUUUACAUCCUGAAGUUGUAACAUCCUUCGAUUUAAACCUUCCAUGUUCCGCCUUGGAAUUAAACAUUGAACCGUUUUUGUGAACAUUUGCGAAACAGAUGGGUGACACAAAGCAAAGUUAUUGUAA